AUGGACUCAGACACGGGUGAGUCAAUCAGAAAGUGCACCAAAGAAAAGGAGGCGAAGGCAAAGGCGGGGAUCAGUGAAGCAGCGUCAUUUGGACUCAAGAUAAAGAAUAGGGCUAGGAGAAGCUCAGGUGGUCAAAAUCCCCGCGUGAUACCGCUCCGGGUUGUUGCGGAAAAAGUGAUGGGAAUUGACCUUGGAACUACGAAUUCUAUAGUUGCGGCAAUGGAAGUAGGGAAACCGACCAUUGUGACUAAUGCUGAGGGGCAAAGGACCACGCCGUCUGUAGUUGCUUAUACCAAGAGUGGCGACAUGUUGGUGGGGUAA
This is a messenger RNA of Fraxinus pennsylvanica, 321 nucleotides long. The record is from the annotation of a GenBank genome assembly. NCBI's taxonomy places the organism in Eukaryota, Viridiplantae, Streptophyta, Magnoliopsida, Lamiales, Oleaceae.